Molecule: messenger RNA, 408 nt
Organism: Aureobasidium musti
Lineage: Eukaryota; Fungi; Ascomycota; Dothideomycetes; Dothideales; Saccotheciaceae
Source: the annotation of a GenBank genome assembly
AUGUCUUCUGUGGCCAACAUGGUGUACCUACACGACUAUCGUGCAACCCAAGAUCCACUCAGAAGCAUGGUAGCACCAACGACCUGGUGGCAAAUCGAACAAAACUUCUGCCUCAUAGCCAGUAUAGCAAUCCGUCUGCGAACACCUUACGAGACAUUGUUGGCUAGAUUCGGAUUGAUCUGCCAGGUCAGGACGAACUUCUCAGAUCGCCAGCGAUUGAACCGCCUCGAGGAUGGGUCACAGGUGCUCAAGAGUUUGAAGACAACUAUACCUUGGGGAUUGGUACAUGACUCUGAAGCACACCUACCGAACAUCGUUAAGACGACUGAAGUUGUGCAUUCGACUGAGCUGUUGAGGAGUGAUGAAUCGCAGCUCGGGACACCAGCUAGGAGACCUUCGUGGCAGUAG